Poecile atricapillus (Black-capped chickadee) is the source of this 3491-nucleotide messenger RNA. RefSeq names its product CDC42 small effector protein 2-B-like. Lineage: Eukaryota; Metazoa; Chordata; Aves; Passeriformes; Paridae. The record is from RefSeq and is a predicted model, not a curated record. Gene Ontology annotation, molecular function: small GTPase binding. Gene Ontology annotation, cellular component: plasma membrane. Bases 553 to 783 code for a protein of 76 amino acids. The transcript has 4 exons. Gene Ontology annotation, biological process: regulation of Rho protein signal transduction.
CCACAGGCUGCAUGGGGAGUGCUGAGAAAACUGCACGGCUGCACAAAUCUGACGCCAAACCAGGGCUCUAUUUUUGGUCUCCGCUUUGCGUUUCUGACACCUGUAGGGACGCGUGAAGUGCUCAAGAGACUUGUGCAGCACCUCCCGGAGCGGUGGAGCCGCCGCAGGGCAUGGGAGCGCAGCGGAGCGUUCUUGCUUAGCCAACAGGACUAAUUAUAACCCAGGAAUAUGAACUGUAAAUGUGCUGAAGCUGCCAAGUCGGGAGCUGGGUGUGUGCCAGCGCUCGAAUGAGGACACACCAUCCUGUCAGGACUCUCCGGGAGCGGCAGGCAGCACCGAGGUACGCACGGAGCCCCACGGAGGGAGAUGGACACAUGGGGGUACGGCAGGAGGACGGUAUACUUAUCAAAUACAUUUUGUGAUCUCUACCAGUGAACCUGCACAAGCAAUUCCUUUUUAAGCUCACUCUAGGAACUGCAUCUUGAUCCUUGAACUGCUCAAACUCCCAGAGAAUUAUAUUUAACAAGACCUUAUUACCUACUGAGAAAUAUAAUGACUGAGUUCCUGGUUUGUUUUAAUUGGUGCAAUGGUGAACAGCCCCCACCGAAGAGGCGUCGGAGGCUGGACCGGAAUAUGAUAGGAGAGCCAAUGAACUUUGUACACACCGCGCACGUCGGGGCCAGAGACAUGAGUAGCGACUAUUCCUCAGCUGUGUCAAUUCAGGACCACAUGAAGUCUAAAGGUGGCUACACAAAUGGCACUUCUGCAACUGUUGAAAUAUAGGAAACCGAGAGAAGGCUGAAAUCUGCUCUGUCUUAUGAGGAUCCCCUGGACUGUGCUUUCAUAUUCUCUAAAACCUUGUUACUAUGGAGUAGGGAGAGUACCUAAAUUAAAAAUAGGUCAGUACAAGCUUUGGUGUUCUUUGCACAAUAUCUUCUGAAGGAGUUAUUGUAAGUUGUCCUUAAAAUGGUCAGUCAUGGUAGUGUUGUAGUAGCAACUGUAAUUUGUCACUGUGGAUGACUUCCUAGCUCUGUCCCAAAAGCCUCUCAAAGCUGUCAUAUAAGAUGGAAUUGCAAGUCAGUAUGAAUUGCCUGGGAUUUUGGCAUCUGUUUUUUCUCCUUGCAGGAAAUGCAGAGGAGAUUUAAUUGGAAGAUAUCACAUGAUUUCACUUCUUACAUGGGCUAAACUGACUUGCUAAGUAUGACCUUGUAGCUGCGAGAUAACUUUGGACCUGUUUUUUAGAUGCUUUACAACCUAAUGCAUAAAUUUUUGGUAUUUUUUUAAUGCUUUUUGAUAGUGAAUGAACUCUAAUGUGGGAUAGUUAGCUGAGUCUGCAAAACACAGUGAAACUUCUGCCUUGCCAAGAUAACACUUCUGUAUCUAAAAAUGUAGCUUUUGCAAACGUUUUGACUCUCAAAUGAGGCUGAGAACAAGACAUGUGUCCCUCAGCGACUGGGCUGCCUCCCAUCCGUGCACACACACUGCUGUGACUGGCAGCUAUUACUGCAACACAGCUAAUUGUACCUACCAGUUAACUUCUAGUGGUGCUACAAUAUGCUCACAACUGUGUGUUAGUUUUGCAUGACUACCAUUGAAUUUUAAACUAAACAUAUUUAAGAUCUCUCCUUUGUUACCUCUCUGUAACGUUAGCCACACAGGACUUCAAGGGAUAUCUUGCUUGUCUUUCUGGCUCCUUAAUUUAAAGACUGUCUGUUUUAUAUGAAAUUAAUAUUUUCUUGCAUGUGGUGUAAGUGAUACGGCCAUGUGAAGAACACGCAUUUAAAGAAUAUUGUGAAAAGUUGCAGGAGGGUAUUAAAUGGAAACAGCAUUUUGCAGAAUUCCAGCACUUCAUAAAUAUUUAAAUAAACAGCCAUAAAUACUUAGACAUGCUCAAACUACAGUUUAUUACUUAGUUCUUAUUCAUCUUUCGAUUAAGUGAUGUGACAAAACUGCUGAAGCAGAACUAGGUUUUUCUCUUACCCAAUCACUGACAAUUGUUCCCCAGCUCAAAAUUCUGUAUGACUACCACUGCAGAAACAGGAAAUCUGCUUGCUCUCUUGGGAUUAACUAAUUACAAGUGUUUAAAAUGCUGCCAUAUCAGCACAAGUUAUGCUGGAAGUCAGCAAACUGUCCUUGCUCUAGGCAAAAGAUCAGUUAUGAACAUUUUUCCAUUUAAAAAAAAUUAUAGCUGGAAAAUCUUUUAACUUGUAUGAUUCUGUUUGUAGUUGUGAUACUUCUUAAAUCUAGGCUGCUGGCCUUGCUGAAUAUUGUUAGGCUGCCUUUUCAGAAUAUACUAGGGAACUUAAAACAUGAAUGGUAGCUCUGUGUUUCUGUAUAUGUUUUAAAAAACAGCUUUUCCCCUCCCCCAUGUUUUAUCUUUUAGGUCCAAAAAGGGAGUAUUGCUUUCUGUAAUGGUCAACAGCUGAUCAUAACAUUCUGAAACCACAUAAGAGAAACCUAAUAUCCAUGUCUUGCUAGAUCCUUACUCUCCAAUUAGAAUGCACACCAAAUUUUAAUAUAUUUUAAAAUUAGCAUAAUUAACUGUACAUUUAGCUUUUGCAAGUCUUUUGCAUUUCUGUCUUCUAACUUCAGAUAUACUCUAACAACCUAGUUAAGAUACAGAGUUCAAAAAAGCUAGAUCCUAUAUAGUGUUGAGAAAGCAAAAAGUGGCCAAGGUGUUUGAAAGAAUAGAUUCUAAUUCAUCUGCUUUUAUAUGGAGCUAAUGCAUUCAGUCAUCUGUACGUGCCCAGAAAAAAGGGUGAUAGGGCAGUUGGCAUGGAGAAAAUGGGCUGUAUUUUGUUAACACUGUAAGAAAACACAUUGAAGAAAAGUUAGGGUUUCUUGGAGACCCAUUCAGUAGAUUUAAAAUUAGCAGUAUAACUAGAAAUAAAGGAAUUGGUGAAUAUUUCACUUCUUCUCUCUAAGGAUAAAUGAACAGAAAAUUUGUUAUUAACACUUAUUUAGAGAAAAAUCCUAGUUUUGAUCAUGUAAACUGAGUAGCAUUAUCUGGUGUGAAACUAACCUAUUUUCAUCAGACUAUAUAGUAUUAUAUAAGACCAUAAUAAAGUGCAAGAUCAUUAAAAAGAAAUGUUUUGCUAUUACAUUAAAAGUGUCAUUACUUUUAAAAAUCUAACAAACAUAAACACGUUUUAGGGCUUCGAUAUUUUUUGUUCUAUAUUUAGAAACCUUGUGUACCUGUAAUCUGUCAUAUAACUCAGUGUGAAUCUAUUUUAGUUAUAAUAAAUAUGUUGAACUGGGAAUUUUCACUCUUUUCAUAUUGUGGAAAAUCCUGAUAUUUUCUCUGCACUGAAAACUGUUGGAUAAGUAAAUGGAUCAGCAUGGCUUCAACUUUUAUUGCAUAGAAUGAAAUUUCUCCACUAGAGAGCACAGUUUUACAUCAAGUCUUCUCUGUUCUAUGCAAGCUCUAACUCCAUUGUGGGGUUUGGUGGUUUUUGGCACUUGAUUGAAAUAAAAUACAGAAAUGAUACCAA